AUGUCAAACUUGUUGAGGGUGUUGGAGAGGCAACGGAAACAAAGGGAAGAAACAAGGCGUAGACGUGCUGAAGAAGAUCGGGAAGCUGAUGAAGAAGAGGAACUACUGCUUGCAGCAGCGGUGUGUAUGAUGGAUCAAUCAAGGCAAAACCGUCGUCCUCGUGCCCCGAAUGUGGACAGACGUAGGGAGUCUCGGGCUGCUUUGCGGAUGCUUGCUUAUGGGGCAUCUGCAGAGCAGGUGGAUGAGAUUGCAAGGAUGGGAAAAUCUACUGUCCUAGAGUGCUUGGUGAGAUUUUGUGAUGCAGUGGAAAAUUUGUACACGAGGGAGUACCUUCGCAAACCAACGCCAAGAGACCUGCAACGGCUUCUACAAAAAGGCGAGGCCCGAGGUUUCCCAGGAAUGAUUGGAAGCAUCGAUUGUAUGCACUGGCAGUGGAAGAACUGCCCUACUGCGUGGCAAGGGGAGUACGGGAAUCGGAAGGGCCAAAAAAUGUUCGAUGAGGUAUUGCGAGGUCAUUCCCCCCAGGUGACGUACCAAAUCAACAAUACCGUUUACUCUGGAAAGACGUGGGAGAGGUGUUUCGGUAUCUUGCAAGCUCGUUGGGCAAUUAUUAGAGGUGCUGCUCGGAUGCUAGAUGAGGAGGUGCUGCGGAGUAUUAUGAUGACUUGCAUCAUCCUUCACAACAUGAUUGUGGAGGAUGAGUAUGACUAUGAUGCUCAAGAGGUGUUUGAACCCGAUCCAAUGAACACAUCGUUGACAAGAAUAUAUGAAAGGCCGAUUGGACCAAAUGGACUACCACUGGAGCCCGAACCCAUACUUCGGGAUGGUCAAUUCAACAACCCCAUGAUUGAUCGGUAUCAAGAAAUGCAAUCUUCAUAUGUUCACGAGAUACGUCAACGUGACUUGAUCGAGCACUUGUGGGAGAUCAAAGGCAAUCACAAUGGAUGA
This is a messenger RNA of Prunus armeniaca (apricot), 948 nucleotides long. Lineage: Eukaryota; Viridiplantae; Streptophyta; Magnoliopsida; Rosales; Rosaceae. The record is from the annotation of a GenBank genome assembly.